Tetrahymena thermophila SB210 is the source of this 786-nucleotide messenger RNA. RefSeq names its product inorganic pyrophosphatase. Gene Ontology annotation, biological process: phosphate-containing compound metabolic process. NCBI's taxonomy places the organism in Eukaryota, Ciliophora, Oligohymenophorea, Hymenostomatida, Tetrahymenidae. Gene Ontology annotation, molecular function: inorganic diphosphate phosphatase activity; magnesium ion binding. The transcript has 4 exons. Gene Ontology annotation, cellular component: cytoplasm. The record is from RefSeq and is a predicted model, not a curated record.
AUGCUAUUAAGAAGAAAUUUUUUGAAAUUUUUUUAUUCAACAGUUGAGUAAGGAGUAAAUUUUGAAAAGCGUAUCUUCCUUUUAAAUAAAGAAGGAAAGAAAAUUUCUUUUUGGAAUGACAUUCCUCUUAAGGAGAGUUCAUUUUCAAAAGAUGAGUUCAACAUUUGCAUUGAAAUUCCUUAGCACAGAAUUGCAAAAUUAGAAUUAACUAAGGAAGAAGAAUACCACCCAAUUAAGCAAGACACCAGAAAAAAUAAAUUUAACAAAUCUGAAACUGAAUUACGUUACUAUGCCCAAUUCCCUCUUUUCAACUAUGGAUUCUUUCCUUAAACUUGGGAAAGUUCUUUAGAGAAAACUCCAGAAGGAUUUUUAGGCGAUGAUGAUCCUUUAGAUAUCUUAGAAUUAGGCGACAUGAAUAAAGAGCCAGGUUAAAUCUUAAAAGUAAAAGUGCUUGGUUGUUUUUGUUUGAUAGAUUAAGGAGAAGUUGAUUGGAAGAUUUUAAGUAUAAACUCUACAGAGGCAGAAAAAAAGAAUAUUUAAAAUCUAAAAGAUAUUGAAAGAGUAUACGGAGGUAGAUUAGAUGCAAUUAAACAUUGGUUCAAAUAUAUCAAGACAUACGAUGGUAAAAAAGCUAAUGUAAUUCAUUACAACGAAAAAAUAUUCGAUCAUGAAAAGGCUCUUGAAAUCAUACAUGAAACCCAUAACUAUUGGAAAUAAUUAUCAAACUAAACUCCUGCUAAUAAUCAAGAGUUAAACGAAAAGAAAAAGAAGUUCCACUUUAUAUGA